AGCGACCCAAAUCUUCAGUUGACAAGUGACAACCAUACCUGGAAUCCAGACAUCUAGUUUUGGUUCUUCCUGCAGGUUUGUUGAAGAAAAAAAAUAGCUCAAGAAUUCUGAGCGCAGCUCCGGAUCUCCCUUCAGCCGCAAGGGUGUACAAAUUGCAAGAUCUGUUCUGAGUAUGACCUGAAUUGAACUGAGUAAACUGGGUUCUCUAGCUCCAGAUUCCACAUAAAUUCAACAUAAUGCAUUUUCCCCCAUCUAAAUUUGAAAGCUUUUAGCGCAUCCUGAGAGAAUCAGGAUCUGUUUGUAAGAAAGUGUUCCAACAGAAUUCACUUGAUGAUGGAGUCUUGCAAUUGCAUUGACCCACAAUGGCCUGCUGACGAGUUAUUGAUUAAAUAUCAGUAUAUAUCAGAUUUCUUCAUUGCACUUGCUUAUUUCUCCAUUCCGGUUGAGCUGAUCUACUUUGUUAAGAAAUCUGCAGUGUUUCCUUAUAGAUGGGUGCUUCUGCAGUUUGGUGCAUUCAUCAUUCUUUGUGGAGCGACACAUUUUAUUAACUUAUGGACAUUUGGGAUGCAUACAAGAACAGUAGCCAUAGUCAUGACAACUGCCAAACUUUUGACUGCAUUAGUUUCAUGUGCGACUGCACUCAUGCUGGUACACAUCAUUCCUGAUUUAUUAAGUGUAAAAACUAGGGAACUGUUCUUGAAAAACAAAGCUGCUGAACUUGACCGGGAGAUGGGCCUUAUCCGUACACAAGAAGAGACCGGUAGACAUGUUAGAAUGCUUACGCAUGAAAUCCGAAGCACUCUUGAUCGACAUACUAUUCUCAAGACUACACUUGUGGAGUUGGGAAGGACUUUGGGUUUGGAAGAGUGUGCAUUAUGGAUGCCUACACGUACUGGACUUGAGCUGCAACUUUCAUACACUCUUCGCCACCAAAACCCUGUUGGAUUUACAGUACCGAUUCACCUUCCUGUAAUUAGUCAGGUAUUCAGCACAAACCGUGCCGUGAAGAUAUUACCUAAUUCUCCUGUGGCAAGAUUACGACCUGCGGGGAAGUACAUGCCAGGCGAGGUGGUUGCCAUUCGUGUUCCUCUUCUUCAUCUCUCUAAUUUCCAAAUCAAUGACUGGCCUGAACUAUCAACAAAACGCUACGCUUUGAUGGUUUUGAUGCUUCCUUCAGAUAGUGCAAGACAAUGGCACAUCCAUGAGCUAGAGCUUGUUGAAGUUGUGGCUGACCAGGUGGCUGUUGCUCUCUCUCAUGCUGCAAUUUUAGAAGAGUCAAUGAGGGCAAGGGAUCUUCUCGUGGAGCAGAACAUUGCCCUUGACCUGGCAAGAAGAGAAGCUGAGACAGCUGUUCGUGCUCGCAAUGAUUUCUUGGCUGUUAUGAACCAUGAGAUGAGAACACCCAUGCAUGCAAUAAUAGCACUCUCUUCCUUGUUACAAGAAACGAAGAUGAGCCCUGAACAACGUCUGAUGGUAGAAACAAUCCUCAAGAGCAGCAAUCUUUUGGCAACUCUCAUCAAUGAUGUCUUGGACCUUUCAAGACUAGAGGACGGUAGCCUUCAACUUGAGAUAACCACUUUUAACCUUCAUGCCCUUUUCUGGGAGGUCCAGAAUUUGAUCAAGCCGAUUGCGUCUGUGAAAAAAUUGUCUCUCACUCUGAGUUUGUCUCUAGAUUUGCCUGAGUAUGCCAUUGGUGAUGAAAAACGGCUCAUGCAAGUGCUUUUGAAUGUUGUUGGCAAUGCUGUAAAGUUCUCUAAAGAAGGCAGCAUCUUGAUUUCUGCUGUCGUUGCUAAAUCAGAAUUUUUAAGAGAUUCUCAAGCUCCUGACUUCUUCCCAGCGCUAACUGAAAAAAACUUUUAUUUACGUGUACAGGUUAAAGAUACGGGAAUGGGAAUAAACCCUCAGGACCUUCCCAAGAUCUUUAGCAAGUUUGCUGAAAACCAAUCGUUGACUUCUACUAAAAACUCUGGUGGUUCUGGGCUUGGCCUUGCAAUUUGUAAGAGGUUUGUUAAUCUUAUGGAAGGACAAAUAUGGAUUGAAAGUGAAGGUCUUGGAAAGGGAGCUACUGCUAUUUUUGUUGUUAAACUUGGAAUUCCUGGUCUCUCAAAUGAAUUGAAACCCGCCUUUGUUCAGAAACUCCAUGCUAAUCAUGCACAGGCAAUUUUUCCAGGAAUAAAGGUCUUGCUUAUGGAUGAUAAUAGCAUGAGCAGGGCAGUAACCAAAGGACUAUUGGUGCACCUUGGGUUUGAUGUGACAACAGCCUAUAGCACAGAUGAAUGUUUGAGAGUUGUUAACCAGGAAGACAGGGUAGUAAUCAUAGAUGUGGGAAUGGGUGGCAUAGGCGGAUGUGAGUUCCUCUCUAAUCAGAUACAUGAAAAAUUCUUGCGAUGCCAAGAGAGGCCAUUCAUUGUGGGCAUCAUAGGAACCACAGACAGAGCCAUGAAAGAAAGAUGCUUGGCGGCUGGUAUGGAUGGCAUAGUAACCAAACCUGUUUCUGUGGAGAAAAUGAGAAAUGUCUUAACCGAGCUUUUCGAGCACGGGGCUGUGCAGUAAGUAAGACGGGAGAUGGCAAUUGAUGUGAAUUCCUGCAGGAGGAGGAGGUGUGUACAUACGAUUCAGCAAUUCUUGACCAAUUUCUCUCAUUGCAUGCCAUGGCGUCUACUUGGAAGGAAGUACAAACUGCCAAAAGAUGGUCUUGAGAAUAAACCAGGACUCCUUUUUAUUUGUGAAGGACAAUUGAUUUUUCUUCACGUUAUUCAUGGAAGUGUUUUGUAAUCUAUGUGGGAUCUUCCCUUGAGAAACCAAGGCACCAUUACUUUAAAGAUAUAGGUUAUAAUGCAUACAAAAAAACUCAUUGAAAACGCGUAUGUAUCAGAGACUUUUUUGUUGUUGAAAGGAAGACUCUUGUUACUUAGGGAGUAAUUG
Molecule: messenger RNA, 2925 nt
Organism: Cuscuta campestris
Lineage: Eukaryota; Viridiplantae; Streptophyta; Magnoliopsida; Solanales; Convolvulaceae
Source: the annotation of a GenBank genome assembly